Molecule: messenger RNA, 827 nt
Organism: Ziziphus jujuba (common jujube)
Lineage: Eukaryota; Viridiplantae; Streptophyta; Magnoliopsida; Rosales; Rhamnaceae
Product: protein CURVATURE THYLAKOID 1A, chloroplastic
Exons: 5
Coding region: 166-651 (161 amino acids)
Cellular component (GO): chloroplast thylakoid membrane; thylakoid
Source: RefSeq, a predicted model, not a curated record
CAAGCACUAAAAUAUCUGAACAAAGCUUGCACUUUGCAAAACGAAAAAAGUCCCGUUGGUCAAUAAUCCGACCCAACCAUAAUUUUGGAGAUAGCAAUUUUUGGUGAAGCGCAUUCAUAGUCAUAAAGCUAAGCUCCCCGUAUAUAGUAUUUAAGUAUAUUUAUCAUGGCAGCAACGGCGGCGUAUGCGGCGGCCUCCACCGUGUUGAUUCCUCGACUCUCCACCACUACCAGACCCACCCGCUGCUCCGCCUUGCCUCUCCUCCCUCCUCGCGUCUCUUCUCAAUCAUCUUUCCCCAUUAAACAAAUUUCAGAGUCCCGCAGGUCUUCGCUGCUUCAGAUUAGAGCCUCUUCGGAAGAGACUUCUGUUGAUGCUGGAGAGCUUUUCACAGAUUUGAAGGAGAAGUGGGAUGCACUUGAAAACAAGUCCACUGUAAUUCUUUACGGAGGUGGGGCAAUUGUAGCUCUCUGGCUAUCUUCAAUACUUGUUGGUGCCAUCAACUCAGUGCCUCUGCUUCCAAAAAUCAUGGAGUUGGUAGGGCUAGGAUAUACAGGAUGGUUUGUCUAUCGUUACCUACUCUUCAAGUCAAGCAGAAAAGAACUAGCAACAGACAUUGAAGCCUUGAAGAAGAAGAUUGCCGGAGCCGAGUAGAUGCGUUUGGUCGAUGAAGAUUACUGGAACCAAGCUUUGUCUUUUUAUCAUCGUUUUAUUUUGGUUACGUAUCUUCGUAUAAGAGGCAUUUAUAUUCUGUGAUGUAGAAUAGGUUUUGUAUCAUCAAUCCCUGUAUUUCCUCACUUCUUCCUUGAAUAAAAUUUAGACAAUUUCUA